ACGAAUACAAUAAUGUCACGUCUAAUCGCAGAUUGUCUUAUAAUUAUUUUUAAUGAUUUGAGAGAGAAAGCAUCAUCUCUAUAUUCAUGUAUUUUGGUAAAUAGAUACUGGUGUCGUACAGCUAUGCCAAUAUUAUGGAAAGUUCCUUUCGAAUUUGAUAUUGGUAACUGGGAUUCACUUUCUAAUCGUAAACUUUAUAACUUAAUAUUUUAUUUAUUACCAACAUUUUCAAAAAAACUUUUAUUGGAUAAUAAUAUUGAAUUACCUACUAUACAAGAAUUUUCAAACCAACCAUUGUUCAACUAUAUUAGCUUUUCAUCACAAGUUCCACCAAAUUUCAUUAAUAAUAUGAUAAAUAACUUAAUUAAAAAAGAAGAUGGAUUUAAUAAAUAUAAAGAAACAGGCAAAAAAUAUCUGUUGGAACAAGAAAUUUAUAAAUUAUUUAUAAAUAAUUGUAAGGACAUAAAAUAUUUUAAUUGGCAAACAACACAACCUUUGUCUCAAUUUCAUGGAGCACCAACCUGUUUUUCUCAACUUCGUUCCUUAAUAAUGGAUCUUGAUUUUGUUACUUCAAGAGAAUUAUUUGCAAUGUCGCAAAUUUGUCAAAAUAUUGAAGAAUUAUCCAUAUUUGAAUGCUAUGACGAUAUUCCAGGAUUAAUUUGGUUCAUUGAUACCCAAAAAAUUUUACGAUCAUUAUAUUUACAUUUUAAAAGUUUUGAAAAACAAUGUUUAGGAUUAAGCGAAGUAAUUGAAAGAAAAGCUAGUACAUUAAGAAAAUUUUCUAUAGAACCAUGGAUCAUUUCACUCUCACCUAAAUUUCUUCCAUCGUUAAUAAAUUUACAACAUUUGGAACUUAAAAAUUUUAGUGCAUUUAAUGUGAUGGAUAUAUUUAGGGAAAGUGAAUGGGAAGUAUCUUUAUCUCUUGCAUCUUUUCCGAAUCUUCAAUAUCUUGAAACCGUAUUUUUACCAUUCUCCAUAGAAUGUGAUUUGAUUGAGAAAUCAAAUGGAAACAUUUUAGACAUUGAUAUAUGCCGAAUGUGUAAUCAAGAUCCUAAUUAUACUAAAAAAUUAAUUAAAGCAAUUUCUACAAAUUGUCCAAAUAUUGAGAGAUUAAUCAUUGAAGUUGAACUUGAAGAUUUACAUGGAAUAAAAGAAAUUUUAAUAAAUUGUUCGCGGUUAAUAAAGUUGAAUUUAUCAAUAAAUAAUGAGGAUGAACUCGAAUGUGAUGAAAUAUUAAAAAUUAUAGUUAAAUUUUCCCCAGAAACUUUACACGAAAUCACUUUUUGUGCAAAUUUUAUUUUUACUCUUGAUGGUCUGAUAGAUUUUUUUGAGAAUUGGAAAGGUAGAAAACCGCUCAUUUUUUAUAACUUAUGAGGAAAAAUAUUUUACAGAUGAUUUUAAAAUGAUCAUAAAAAAAUAUUUUGAUGAAGGAGUGAUUAAAAAAACAAAGUUUCUUUUAA
Molecule: messenger RNA, 1460 nt
Organism: Rhizophagus irregularis DAOM 181602=DAOM 197198
Lineage: Eukaryota; Fungi; Glomeromycota; Glomeromycetes; Glomerales; Glomeraceae
Source: RefSeq, a predicted model, not a curated record